This is a messenger RNA of Glycine soja, 2783 nucleotides long. Its product is annotated as cryptochrome-1-like. The record is from RefSeq and is a predicted model, not a curated record. Gene Ontology annotation, molecular function: DNA binding; FAD binding; blue light photoreceptor activity. NCBI's taxonomy places the organism in Eukaryota, Viridiplantae, Streptophyta, Magnoliopsida, Fabales, Fabaceae. The transcript has 4 exons. Bases 798 to 2600 code for a protein of 600 amino acids. Gene Ontology annotation, biological process: blue light signaling pathway; circadian regulation of gene expression; entrainment of circadian clock by photoperiod. Gene Ontology annotation, cellular component: nucleus; cytoplasm.
UAAUUUACACUAUGUUCAAUUUGAUUUGUUCUUUGUUUGAUUCUUCUUUAGCUAAACUUCAAGAUGUGUUGGUUAACACUGAACAUCUAGCUCAUGGGUAUUUGAUACCUUCUCUAAUAUAAUUUGAAGUGGGUUUGUGGCUUGAAUUGAAGAGUUUCUAUCAGUUAGUCAUCUUUCUUUGUCUCUAAGGAUUUGUUCAAGCUCUAGUUGUUUGUCAAUAUAUGUAUGUAUACAGUCUUCUUUGUUUCGUUGUUUAUGUUUUUGAGAUGAACCGUGCUAUGCAGCAGAACCUUUUUAUUGAUCUUUAGUCAAUUUUGGUUAAUAAUUGGAGAUUUCCCAUUUGCAUGUUUUUAUCAUUGGUACCUUGGUGGGGUUUAGAGUUUAGAUUGAUGAGUGUGUGAGACAUGUGGGGAAAUGUUUCUAUGAGUUGGAUUUAGGUUGCAUGGCAUAAAGAAAACAAAGAGGCAAAGAAGUUGGAAUUGGAGAUUCAGAUAAGAUAAUCUACCCGUUGGUCUGAUAUCUAAGGAGUUAAGUCCUUUUUCACCGUGAUUUGAGGCUAUAAAUAGCUUUGUUAUAUUGACAAAAUUCCAGAUCCAAGGUUUUAUAGUCAGUGCCAGGGACUUCAGCUGCUUUGUGUUGUGUGGGUAAGAAUAUUCAAUUCAAUAAGAAAACUAUAUAGUUUUCAAGGUGAGUACUGUAUUUGUUUGUGUGUAAAAAAGGAAACUUAAGGAGAAGUACUUAUAGUUUGAUGGGGGUUAAGGCUUUGGCUAUGGCAUGAGGAAUCUGAAGUAUUCUAUAUGGGUAUGAAUAAGACUAUAGUUUGGUUUAGGAGGGACCUUAGAAUCGAGGACAAUCCUGCAUUAGCUGCUGCUGCUGCUGCCAUGGAUGGUUCUGUCUUCCCUGUCUAUAUUUGGUGUCCCAAAGAGGAAGGGCAAUUUUAUCCGGGUCGAGUGUCGAGGUGGUGGCUGAAGCAGUCUCUUGCACACUUGGAUAAGUCACUGAAAUCACUUGGAGCUGAACUAAUGCUUAUCAAAACUGAUAGUACUCUUGAGGCUCUUUUGGAAUGUGUAAAUGCAAUUCAAGCAACAAAAGUAGUGUUUAACCAUCUCUAUGAUCCGGUUUCGCUUGUUCGUGAUCACAACAUCAAAGAAAAGCUAGUGGAACUUGGUAUAAGUGUGAAAAGCUACAAUGGGGAUUUGUUGUUUGAACCAUGGAGUAUAUACGAUGAGACCGGACAUGCUUUUACAACCUUUGAUCCCUUUUGGAACAGAUGCUUGCAUAUGCAAAUCAAAGCUUUUUCACUUAUUCCUCCUCAAUUAAUUCUAGCGGAAGGAAAAGUUGGGAAAUGUUCAAUUGAACAACUAGGUCUUGAGGAUGAAUCAGAAAAAUCGAGCAAUGCAUUAUUAGGAAGAGCAUGGUAUCCAGGUUGGAACAAGACUGACAAGGCUUUAACCGAAUUUGUUGAACAGCACCUACUUCACUACUCCAAAAACAGGUUAAAGGUUGGUGGGGAUUCCACUUCACUCUUGUCACCAUAUAUUCAUUUUGGAGAACUGAGUGUGAGGAAAGUUUUUCAGUUGGCACGUACCAAGCAGAUAUUAUGGGCAAAUGAAGGAAACAGUGCUGGUGAAGAGAGUGCAACUGUUUUUCUCAGGGCCAUUGGACUUAGAGAGUACUCGCGCUAUCUUUGUUUCAAUUUCCCAUCCACCAUAGAGAAGCCACUGCUUGGGAACUUGGCAUUUUUCCCUUGGAAGACUGAUCCUGCCAACUUUAAGGCUUGGAGACAAGGUAGGACUGGCUAUCCUUUGGUUGAUGCAGGAAUGAGAGAACUAUGGGCAACAGGAUGGAUACACAACAAAAUAAGAGUCAUAGUUUCUAGUUUCGCUGUGAAAAUGUUGCUCAUACCAUGGAGAUGGGGAAUGAAAUAUUUCUGGGACACACUUUUGGAUGCAGAUCUUGAAAGUGAUAUCUUGGGCUGGCAGUACAUCUCUGGCUGCUUGCCUGAUGGCCACAAGCUUGAGCGCUUGGACGAUCCUGCGAUUCAUGGGGCUAAAUUCGAUCCAGAAGGUGAGUAUGUACGCCAAUGGUUGCCUGAGUUGGCAAGAAUGCCAGCUGAGUGGAUUCAUCACCCUUGGAAUGCACCCCUUACUGUGCUAAGAGCAUCAGGAGUUGAGUUAGGUCAAAACUAUCCGAAACCAAUCAUUGACAUAGAUCAGGCAAGAGAACAAUUGACUGAAGCAAUAUUCAAGAUGUGGGAAAAUGAGGCAGCUUCGAAAGGAUCUGGCUCAGAAGAGAGAAAUGAAGUUGUUGAUGAGAGUGAAAGUUUGGCCAUUCCAAAAGUUUUCUUGAAGGACAAGGUUUCGCACAUCACUUCUUCAUCUAAUGAUCAGAAGGUGCCAACACUUGAUAAUCCCCAGAUUGAUCCUCCUAAUAGAAAGAGACCAAAAUGUUCGGCAGAGGUCGAGCAGAAGCAGAAUAAUUCGCGAAAUCUUAGCAAGGAUACCGGGGUGUCAAGCAUUGAUCAAGACGUGUCCUCCACGGCUGAAUCUUCAUGCAAGAGGGAGAGUUCAAGCUCUUAUUCAUUCUCUGUCCCACAAUAAUGUUCCUCGUCUUCUAAUAUCAAAUUUUUUUAAGUCCUUUAUAGCUUCUCUUGAUUCACUAAGGCAUUGUUUCAUGAAGGAUGGUAUAUGAUUUUGUUGGAUAAAAUGCAUGCUCAAGAACCUUAUCAAACUCAGGAUAUUCUUUAUCUAUCCUCUAUUAAAGGCGUUUGGUUUUUUACUUUA